CCCAUCGUGGUGCACAAAACCCACGCUUGAGGACUGACAGAAUAAUUUCGAACGAAUGAAUCGAUGGAAUGGAUUGUUCCUGCUCCCUUCCUUCCCAUCAAAAACAACAAGCAAAAGGUUGACUGCUCGACAACGAGCACGAGAACAGAGGCUGCUGAAGAACGGGGACGUACCACUGCGGUAUCAACAAAAGCURGUUCUGCACGCAUUCACACGCAGAGUGUUCGAAGUAACAAAGACAACAACUAUGGACGGAGAGAGCGGGGACAACGAGCUGGAUCGCCUCUUGGACAUUCUGAAGAAUCCCGAAAAGAGRAUUUUGCCACUUCURUGCUCUAACGAAGACGARGAYAAUGGGGAAGCGCCAAACAAGAACGACACGAUYUCGGAGCUCCUCGAGAUCUCGAAACGCCUUUUCCUGGACAUCGARWCCAUGGGAAAGCAGUAYCAGGCCCUGCACGAAGCGCAAAAGGCUUCACAACGGGGAGACGGCGAGCGUGACCGCAACCUCGACCCGCUUUCGUCKUCMUCGGUGCUCUCGGGCCUCCAAGAGCUGYACAUCCCUCCAGAUGUGGAUGUUACCGACACCGACCUUCCGGAAACCAUCUUUGGCCAGGUCGAUCUGCAGAACGUCGCUUUGGCGAAACUCGUCAAGAAAUCCACCAAGCGACUGAACGCCGCGAGCACGGACGGGGACGACGCCAUUCGGCUUCUWGACUUGAGCAUCGUGGACAGCGAUGGCGAUGAUGAUGACAGYGACAGCGAUAGCGAUAGCAACAGCGACGACAACAGCGACGACGGGGAAAAUGAGGCGAGCGAAGCCAACAGCGAUGACGAGGACGAGGACGACGAAGCCGAGCGCAUCCGCCGCCGUAUGGAACGCGCUAUGGAAGACAUGGAAGAAGAGGACGGAGACAGCGAUGGGGAAAGCACCGAGGGACCGGGAACAAGAAABCAAGCCGAGCCGAAGAAACCAGAGGAAGAGCUCUACGAUCCGGUCGCGGAGGACAUGAACGAUGGCUUUUUCGAUCUCAACGAAAUGGAGGAAUUCGCCGACGAAGAAGAGGACUUUCUGCCCAACGAGGCCUUUGGUCAACCCUCGGACGACGGGCSAGCGAAAAAACAGAACAAGAAAUCCUUCCACCAGCGGCAGAGGGAGGGAAUCCACAUGGACGACGACGACGACAGCGAUAACGAACUUGACAGUGACGACGACAGCGACGGGGGCGGACUUUACGAGGAAGUGARGAGAGACGUCAAGCGCAAAAAAUACCGCGACCAGGAGGACAUCGACGCGCUCUACGAGCUCUAUCAGGAAACAAAUCCKGAAGACGACGACGAGGACGAUCUCGACGAUGUAGUGAAUAUGACGGCGGCCGACUAUUUCGGUGCACCCCGGAGGAAUUACAUGGAACGAUACAAAAAGAACCAUCCCCCGGCGAAACCCAGCCCUAGAACCAAUGAUGGAGAUGACGACUCCUGGGGGGAGUAUGAUUUUGAGAAMGAGGACCAGGAGGGUUGGCGAGACGAAAAUARCGAUGAUGGAGACGACGACGACGAYGAAUUGGAAGACAUGAAAGACCCGGCACCCGGCGAGGGUGAAUCCGAGGAACUGGAAGCCCCGRGAAGAUCCAACGCCGACACCUCCCGCAAGCUCUCGAMKGAGGACGAAAAGCUGCGGAAGCAAACAGACGAGCUAGAGAAGGAACUCAUCAACGAAAAGCCCUGGCAGAUGAGGGGYGAAUCCAAGUCCGGAUCCCGCCCCGUSAAUUCCCUGCUGGAGGGGACCCCCGAGUUUGAAAUGGCGAGCAAGCAGGCCCCGAUCAUUACGGUAGAACACACGAUGAACCUCGAGGACGUCAUCAAGGCGCGGAUCCUCGCCGAGGACUGGGACGACGUUGUGCCGCGCGAGCUUCCGGACGUUGGCUGGAACCAGAAGAAGGGGGAGGCCCCCGAGGUAAGCCAGGAAAAGUCCAAGCUCGGUCUCGGAGAGCUCUACGAGCGCGAGUACCUGAAGAAGGCCGUGGGAUACGACAAGGACGCCGAAGAGAAGCAAACCGAGGAGGACAAGGCGAAGGACGAGAUGAAGAUGCUCUUUGCGAAUCUCUGCAGCAAGCUCGACGCCCUGUCGAACUACCACUUUGCCCCCAGGCCGAUCGCCGACGAAGCGGAGGCCAGGCCGGUCACCGUUCCCGCGAUUGCCAUGGAGGAGGUCCUGCCCCUCCAYGUCAGCGAUGCCCGAGGCGUGGCCCCGGAGGAAGUCUAUGCCACCAAGAGGGGGCGGGAGGGAAUCCUCCGUGCCGACAGCGAGAUGGACCGGGACGAUCGCAAGAGGCAGCGCCAGUCCAAGAAGGCGGCCCGCCGCAAGARACGAAAGGAAAAGGAGGCAGACGACAAACUCAUCUCGCGGCUGCAACCGGGGCUCGGACUCAACAACCCUUACGAGAAACGAAAAGCGAGGGAAGAGCUCGCUCUCGCGAGGUCGAGGGGCAAGGUCACGGAGGGAGAACGAGAGAUGGAUGGGAAAUACGGCUCCAGCGGGACGUUUUUCAAGCGGCUGCAGGCCGAGGCACAACAGACCAUACAAGAYCGGUCUUCCGGUCAAGACGACGCUCCGCAGAAAAAAACAAACCCCAGAUCCAGUGCCUACAAGCUGUGAGAAGAUUGGUCGAAUCGAAUUGCUAUUCCAUUUCUUGUACUGCGGUAGCAGCUCACUGCUGCACCAAUAAGAAUCAAGUCAUUUUUUCCACAAUCGUCGCAUUCAAUGUAGAAUAGAAUAKUCCUSUGCUU
Messenger RNA from Pseudo-nitzschia multistriata, 2790 nucleotides. The record is from the annotation of a GenBank genome assembly. NCBI's taxonomy places the organism in Eukaryota, Bacillariophyta, Bacillariophyceae, Bacillariales, Bacillariaceae.